This is a messenger RNA of Sinocyclocheilus anshuiensis, 2202 nucleotides long. Its product is annotated as gamma-soluble NSF attachment protein-like. Gene Ontology annotation, cellular component: SNARE complex; vacuolar membrane. NCBI's taxonomy places the organism in Eukaryota, Metazoa, Chordata, Actinopteri, Cypriniformes, Cyprinidae. The record is from RefSeq and is a predicted model, not a curated record. The transcript has 11 exons. Gene Ontology annotation, biological process: intracellular protein transport. The annotation marks the transcript as partial. Gene Ontology annotation, molecular function: soluble NSF attachment protein activity; syntaxin binding.
ACUGGUGAAUCUGCUGAACGAGUGAACGGAUCAACGCUGUUUCUCGCCGGCUCCCACCAGCUCUUGUCUAUAGCCAUUGUAAAAUUGAAAGUAAAGAGACGUUUAACUGACUUCGAGGAGUUGAGCAACAAUGUCUUUUUUUUUUUUUUGUAUGAAGACGAAGCUCACGAGCACAUCGCCAAGGCUGAAAAAUAUUUACAGACGAGCUUUAUGAAGUGGAAGCCUGAUUAUGACAGUGCUGCAUCAGAAUAUGCUAAAGCAGCGGUGGCCUUCAAAAAUGCCAAACAGCUGGAGCCGGCGAAAGAAGCGUAUUUACUGGAGGCAGAGGCUCACACCAGCAACGGAUCUCUUUUUCAUGCUGCCAAGGCCUUCGAGCAGGCAGGGAUGAUGCUGAAGGACAUGCAGAGGUUGCCUGAAGCUGUGCAGUACAUAGAGAAGGCCAGCAUGAUGUACGUGGAGAACGGCACUCCAGACACCGCCGCCAUGGCCCUCGACCGAGCCGGAAAGUUGAUUGAAGCUCUGGAUUUGGCGAAAGCCGUUCAUCUGUACCAGCAGGCAGCAGGGGUGUUCGAGAACGAGGAGCGACUGCGACAAGCAGUGGAGCUCGUCGGCAAAGCUUCCAGACUUCUUGUUAGACAACAGAAGUUUGAUGAAGCUGCCGUGUCCCUUCAGAAGGAGAAGAACAUGUAUAAAGAAAUCGAGAAUUAUCCGACGUGUUUUAAGAAAACGAUCGCACAAGUGCUGGUGCAUCUGCACAGAAGAGACUAUGUGGCGGCAGAGAAGUGCGUGCGGGAGAGCUACAGUAUCCCAGGAUUCAGCGGGAGCGAGGACUGCGUGGCCAUGGAGCAGCUUCUGCAGGGCUACGAUGAUCAGGAUGAAGAGCAGGUGUCUCACGUCUGCACUUCACCGCUACUCAAAUACAUGGACAACGACUAUGCAAAGCUUGCCCUCAGCCUGACAGUGCCUGGAGGAGGGAAGAAGAAAGCCGCCGCUUCUGCUGCUGCCAGCGGAGAUUCAGGAGCCGCGCCGCCGGAGGAAGAGGAGGAUGAGUAUGCUGGAGGCCUCUGUUAAACCUCUACCAAACAUAUUCUACAUCUGCUGCUUCAGACUCCUCCAUGAAGGUGCAUGCAUGCUCCCUAAACAUUAGAUUCCUGUACUGGAGGGGUUUGUGUUUCAAGAAGCUUUCAGAGAAACCUCAUCUGGAGAAGAAAAGCUUCUCUACGACACCCAUGCUAGGCCUCGCAUGUAAGCAGCACGUUUAUGCAACGUCAUCCUCUCUUAAGUAUGCAUAUUUAUUUAGGUUUGCCUUCCAAAACUCAUGUUAAAAUGUACAUUUGUUUUCUCAGGUGUUUUCAGGCAAACCCAUAUGGAAGCUUGUUUCUGCCAUGUGAUAAACUAAAUAAAUAAAGACAAUUAAGGUAGACUUUUUAUCUCACAAUUCAGCACUUUCUUCUAUAUAAACGAAGAAUUGCAAGACAGAAAUGCAGAAUUGAGACGUAAUUUCAAAAUUGUGAGAUAUAAAUGCAGAAUUGCGAUAGACUUGCAAUGCUGAGAAGAAAAGUCUGAAUUGUGCAAUAGUCGCAAUUGCCUUUGAACAUACAAAACAAAAACAAACAAAACAAAAACAACAGAGAAUAGCAGAAUUGCAAGAUGUAGAAUUCUGAAGGGAUAAAAAGUCAGAAUUGUGAUUUAAACUCAGAAUUCCAUGAAAAACAGACUUCAAGUAAAAACUAAAAGAGAUUAGAAUUGCGAGGAAAAAAAAAAGUCAAAAUUGUGAGAUUAAAAAAAAGUUGCAAUUACCUUAAUUUUUUUUUAUUGCAUGGUGGAAACAAGCUUCAAAAACCAAGGUUCAAUGGGACCUUCUGUGGGUGAAUCAGGAGCUCAGUCUUUAUAUGUGCAGUAUUUCAAACAUUUUGAGUAGUGCUGGAAUACUACACAAGUCAUCGUUUUAAAUUAUACUAUAUUAUACUACAUAUAUUCCAUAUGUUGGAAAUUAAAUAACAGUGCCUGCCUUACCAAAAGAGGGAAUGUAUUUACUGUACACUGUGUUUGUAGCUUUAAUAUUGUUUAAACUUAUGCCACUCAACUUAGUCUUGUCAUAUGGAACAUCAGCAUGAAAUGCAUGAAAUGCCUUAAGAUUAUCUGAACAUGAGAAACUCAAUCUUAGUUUAUUUUUUGUUUUAAUGGAAAAAGGUGUGCUUU